UCUGUGUGAGAGCAAAGCUAGAUUUGCUGACAGGACGUAACUCAGGGAAGUCAGUGAGAGACUCGGGCAGUGUUUCUCUUACUUGGGCCACCUAAGGUGGCAAUGAGGAUGUCUCCUGAGGCAGUCCUGGCUGGGAGGGAGCCAGAGGGAGGCUGCUCUCCCUUCCUCCAGAUGUAACAGCUGCUGCCAUUGUAGGUGUCUCUGGGCUGGAGCUCGGGCUGGCCACGUGGGGCGGCACUUGCAGAGAUGAGAGAGAGCAGUGCAUUGUGUUUACAGGGUCCUGUAGAGCUGAUUUCUGCCUGAAAAAAGACCACAUUGAUAUUCCUUCUUGAUAUCCCAUCACUGCAAGCAUAGAGCACGUUCUCUGUGUGACCUUCUGCAUCUCUGAGAUCCAGGACCCUGCAGCUCAAUGUGAUCUUACAAUGAAGAAUUAUACAUUUGAGUACAAAUACUCUCAGGAAGGAGAUAUCAUCAUCGGAGGGAUCUUCACUGUACAUUCCUGGGUGAGACUGUGGAGAGAAAAAGGGAAAACUUUUUAUAACAAGAUGUGUAUAGGUGCUCACCCCAGAGAAUAUACACAUCUGAGGGCUUUUCUCUUUGCUAUAGAAGAAAUUAACAAUAGAUCAGAUAUCCUUCCCAAUGUCACCCUGGGAUAUCACAUAUAUGACUCUUGUGGACAUGAGAAUAAAGUUAUAAAAGAUGUUCUGCAGAUACUGUCUGGACACACAGUGACAGCUCCAAACUAUUCCUGUAUGGAGAAUGAUGCAGUGGUCGGUUUUAUUGGGGAUUUACAUUCUGGUACUACUCUCCCUAUGGCCCAGCUGUUAAGCUUAUAUGGAUAUCCACAGCUAUCACACUAUAUAAAAGAAGAUAAUAUUUUAUUAAAUGAAAAUGGAGACUGGAUAACACCGCUACAUAUUAUGAAUUGGGUAGUAAGAAUAUACGAAGGAAAUGAAAUAAUGUUAAGACCGGUUGUUGGAAGAUUUGAUGCAUCUUUUCCAGAAGAUAAACAGCUGGAUAUUAAUCCCCAGAAAAUAACAUGGAGACAUAACUCAAUUCCUAAAGGUCGGUGUAAUGACCUCUGUCUGCCAGGAACCAGAAAAGUCCUAAGAGAAGGAUAUCACAUCUGCUGUUAUGACUGCAUCUCAUGUCCAGAAGGGGAAUUUACAAAUCAUUCUGACAGUGAAAAUUGCCAGAGAUGUCCUGAAGAUGAAUGGCCGAAUGAGAAAAAGAACAAAUGUGUUUUGAGGGACUAUGAGUUUCUCUCAUAUGAAUCUGAUGUUCUUUCUAUAGUUUUCUCCAUCUUCUCCAUAUUAUUCUCUCUUAUAACUUCAUUUAUAAUUGGAAUAUUCACUUUAUUCCGGAAAUCUCCCAUUGUCAGAGCCAAUAACCAGAACCUAAGCUUCGUUCUCCUGAGCUCUCUCAUGUUCAGCUUACUCUGUGUGUUUCUAUUCAUCGGUCGUCCAGUGGAUAUAACCUGCAUGCUGAGACAAAUCUUCUUUGGGAUCUUCUUCACAGUAGCCGUGUCUUCUGUCCUGGCCAAGACCAUCAUAGUCUGCAUAGCAUUCGAGGCCACCAGACCAGACAGCUCCUGGAGAAAGUGUGUGGGGGUUAAGCUUCCUUAUUCUGUAGUGUUGGUCUGUUCAUCUCUUCAGAUCCUGAAUGCAGUUAUCUGGUUGUCAUUGUCUCCUCCAUAUCAAGAGCUUAACCUGGAUUAUCCUGGGAAGAUAAUCAUUCAGUGUAAUGAAGGGUCUGUCUUGGCCUUUUACCUCAUGUUGGGUUAUAUGGGGUUUCUGGCAGCUGUGAGUUUUGUUCUAGCUUUCAUGGUGAGGACAUUACCUGAUAUCUAUAAUGAAGCCAAGUACAUCACCUUCAGCAUGCUGGUGUUCUGCAGUGUCUGGAUCGCUGCCAUCCCGGCCUAUCUGAGCAGUACAGGGAAACACAUGGUCACUGUAGAGAUAUUUGCCAUAUUGGCCUCAGGGGGAGGAAUAUUGAUCUGCAUGUUUCUACCUAAAUGUUACAAUAUCCUGAUGGAUACUGAAGUGAACAGUAAAGGACACUUGUCCCAGAGACGCGUUAUGUGAAUGAUUCUCUGAGCUGAAUUUCUUAGAUGUUUUUUUCACUGUCCAGUUUGUAUAUUAUCGGGAUUUAUCAGGAAAGAUAUGAAGUCCAUAUAUUAUUCUGCAAAUAUAUCUGAUUCUGUGUCAUAUGUUAUUCAAAUGAUAUAAUUUCUAUGGUACAACUAUAUAUUUUGAAGGUUUUCUUCUCUAUUGUAAUGUGUUGGGCUGUGUUAGUAUCAAUUUACCGUUUAGGUCCUCUAUAGAUUGUUUAUUGCUGGUAUCUAUAAAUAUAAGAAUAGGUAUUACUUAUUUCUACUUCACCCACUAUUACUGGGACGACAAGAAAUACUGUGGGUUAUUAGCACUACUAAUACUGUAAGGCACAUAAAGUUCCUUCCUAGGAAAUUUGGGUACUAUUUAUCAUUGUUGUCUUUAAAAAGUGAGUUUUGAAGUCAUUUUUUUCUGCUUUACUAUCACAGGUGGUAGAAUAAUUUGGCUCACACCUCAGUAAAAGAGUUCAAAGAUGCAUUUUUGGAGAAUAAUAACAUCACUGGUUAUAGAUACUAGAUUUAUAGGGACAGAAUGUUGAUCCAGGGAUUUAGGAUUUAUUCUGAUGCCAUAUUUGGAGUCGGGAAGGAAUUUUUACCUCUAGUAUGAGGGUUUUUUGCCUUCCUCUGGAUCAACUCAGUAGGGACUCAUUAGGGCUGUAGGUUGAACUUGAUGGACUCUGGUCUUUUAUAAGCCUUAUGAACUAUGUUACUAUGUGAUUAUUGAGCAAGGAGGGAAGGAGUACAGUUCACGUACUGUUAGCAGUAUGGAUGUUCUUCUUGAAGAUGAGUUAAAUGAGGAAGUUGGACCGAGGAGUAUUUGGAGGUGGAAUCUGUAAAGGGAUAGGGGACGAGCAACCUACACAAGGUGGCAGUAAUGAUGAUGGAUGGUGGCCAGCCUUGGCAGAUUGAGGAAAGGCAGAACCAGCUGGCCCUCAGAAAAGCUGGCAAGGAUGGCAAACUGUAUGCCUUCUUGCUUUUGCACUGAGAGAUGUAUUGUGCUCUUGAAGGAGAGAGAUGAGUACUGGGUAACCACACUCUUAGACCCUCGGUAUAAAGCCAGAAUGGGGGAUUUUUUUUCAUCUUCCAAGAAGCAGCUCCACUUCUUCUGCAAGAGGCAGCAGCACCUUCACAUUGGAGUAAAUGAUAAAAAAAGUUUAUACAUUUGUUAUUUAAACCUGAUAUGGAAACUUUACCAAAGGGAUGCACACGAAUAACUGAACAAUCGAUAUUGGUGUACAUCCCUAUUGGGGCGCAGAGCAUCCGAUGCUUCAAGACUCCGCAUGAGAAGAUCCUGAGGACGUCAUUGUACAUGACAGAAAUGCGUCAGAAAAUGCUGGAUUGCUGCCACUCUACACCACCUAGGUUUUCUACAUUCUAUAAUAUGUAUGUUCGGUGUAACCAGUAACUGAUAACUGGCAUUUUAUUGGUGUGGGUUCACUACACAUUUACUUUUGGUGAGUCUUUUUAGUAAUCUUCAUGAAAAGUUGUGUUUUUAAGCAUUUCCUCUUACACCUUUAUGUAUAACCAGGUUGAUGCCUACCUAAGCUGUGCUCUUUCUCUGACACCAUAAGCCAUGACACCCUGGACUUCUGGGUCCCCAGAAUAGACCAUUAACAGAACCUGCCCAGUUUACCAUUGAUGUUUUGUCUUGUGCCACCUACAGUGUAAUAACUGUGAAAGUGUUCAGCAAAGCAGGAGUCACCAUCACCCCUAAACAAAUAAGAUUGUCUGCCACCAUCAAUGUGGAAAAACUCACCUUUUUUAAAAUGAAAAAGCCAUGGAUAAGUGAGGAAUUUAACCCUCCUGUACCAGAUAACCCUGAUUAGACACAACUACCACCACCACUGCCUACUCUCCACUGGCUACAACUACCACUAGUCCACCAUCCUUGCUGCUAUUACUAGCAGCCAUGCCUUUGGAUACUUCAGUGCAGGCACCUGCCAACGAAAAAUUAUACUUUAUGUAGUUUGGUUUUAAACAAGCUUUUAGUUACUAUGGGUUACCACAUGUUGCCCAAACUUUGACUUUAACUUAGUUUUAAAACCACUUAUAAACUAUUUAAAAACAUUCCUAUGGUAUUAUAUAGGGCUUUAAAGCUCUUUUUGAAUGAGUUUUAUGGGUCCGAUGAACCAAAGUUUUCAAAAGCUUACUCAUCUCAAGUCCAAACCACUCAAUUGUCAAUGAGGAGAUCAUGUAGGUUCAUUGAGGACAGUUGUAACCUAACACAGUUGUAAAAGGGGUGUGAACAUGAGUGCCCUAUCCAAAGAGAACUAAGUGAUGUUGCCCCUCAGAUGAUACUCUAGGUCACCAUUAGAAGAUCAGGUGCUAAAACUGGAGUCAGUACCACAUGGACAAUAAAAAGACCAUAGGAUUGAUUGUCGAUUGGUAUUGAUUGUACAAAAGGCCCCAUACAGUUGUAAACCGUUAGGUGGGGUCCAUUUUUAUGGUUAUUUGAAUGUAUGUAAUACAUCGUACUAACUUUAUGGUUUGAUCAUAUUUAAGGGUUACUUUUUAUUUUCUUGUUUCUUAAAUCAGACAGAAAUUGGUUUAUUUGAAGUGUAAAUUCUAGUUUUCCUGAUUCAGUGCUCGGUGCUCCCUGGAGGUUGUGACUUUUCUGACUUUGUGGUUUAUAUCAAUGAUCUGCAUUUUAUUUAUUUUAACCCCUUCAGGACCAAGCCCAUUUUGGCCUUAAGGACCAGAGCGUUUUUUGCAAUUCUGACCACUGUCACUUUAAACAUUAAUAACUCUGGAAUGCUUUUAGUUAUCAUUCUGAUUCCGAGAUAGUUUUUUCGUGACAUAUUCUACUUUAAAAUGGUGGUAAAUUUUUGUGGUAACUUGCAUCCUUUCCUUGUGAAAAAUCCUAAAAUUUGAUGAAAAAUUUGAAAAUGUUGCAUUUUUCUAACUUUGAAGCUCUCUGCUUGUAAGGAAAAUGUAUAUUACAAAUAAAAAAAAAAAUUAUUCACAUUUGCAAUAUGUCUACUUUAUGUUUGCAUCAUAAAAGUGACGAGUUUUUACUUUUGGAAGACACCAGAGGGCUUCAAAG
Molecule: messenger RNA, 5153 nt
Organism: Hyla sarda
Lineage: Eukaryota; Metazoa; Chordata; Amphibia; Anura; Hylidae
Product: extracellular calcium-sensing receptor-like
Exons: 7
Coding region: 423-2084 (553 amino acids)
Biological process (GO): G protein-coupled receptor signaling pathway
Cellular component (GO): membrane
Molecular function (GO): G protein-coupled receptor activity
Source: RefSeq, a predicted model, not a curated record